Messenger RNA from Camellia sinensis, 948 nucleotides. Lineage: Eukaryota; Viridiplantae; Streptophyta; Magnoliopsida; Ericales; Theaceae. The record is from RefSeq and is a predicted model, not a curated record.
AUGACGGGACCUCUUGAUGCCAGAAAACAGGAUAAAUGGUGUGAGUAUCAUAGAGACCAUGGUCACGACACCGAUAGUUAUUAUUCAUUAAAAGAUCACCUUGAAGAGUUGAAGCAAGACGGUCAUCUUACGCAAUACGUUCGAAAGAACAAUUCAAUAAAUACUGUAGCCCUACGGCCGGAGUUGCCUCAUCUUGGUGUAGUUCAUAUGAUGUACAGCUUGCCGGCGCCACCCAAGGUGCACACAAUCCAGUUGCUAUCUAGCACCCAUAGCCCUUUGAUACUAGCAAAAUGGCCAUACGACACCAGAAGGAUCAGCUUCGAUGACAGUGAUUUAGUUGGAGUGCACCACCCCUACACUGAUCCCCUCAUCAUCGAGCUGCGUGUAAACAGAUUCAUCAUUGAGCAUGUUCUCAUUGACCAGGGCAGCACUUCAGAGAUAAUGUAUCGUAAAAGUUUUGUCAAACUUGGUUUCACCGAUUCGGACCUGUCUCCGGCUGAUUACGCUUUGUUCGACUUCAAUGCUAACCCGGAGUAUCCUUUGGGAAGGAUCACACUGCCAGUACGGGCCGGCACCAGAUCAGUAGACGUAGCUUUUCUGGUGGUCAAGCUUCCUUCGCUGUAUAAUCUGAUCACGGGAAGAACUUGGUUACAUACGAUGCAAGCCGUGCCAAGCACCUACCACGAACUGCUUCGUUUUCCGACUGAAUACGGUGUCAAACAAAUUCACGGCUCUCAAAAAUCAGCGCAGGCAUGCAAUCUUCUAGCUAGAAAGAGACCAAAUGAACUAGAAGUGCAUUCAAUUGAGGUAUCAGAUAGGGAGAGCCUCGAAGAUAUUGGGAAGAUCCCUAGUGACAAAGCAACCGAAGCCCUUCAUCGGGUCGAAAUUGACAGAAAUCCUGACAAGUUCUUCAUGAUCGGCACUUCCUUGGAUAAAGUCGAAAGAUAG